CGGAGUGAAUGAUGAAGAGCACACCGGGAUGUUUCACUCCAACACAUCAACUAUCAUUCAUCAGUGUUUGUAUCAUAUUUACACAUAUGCCUAAUGUUAGGACGUUUAAAACCAUAACGCUGCGUUGUCUGACCAUUCAGAACUGAAUUUCCCACGGAAAUCUUCUUCAUUUUCCGGUUGGUGAGGGACUUCGUGCCAAAAUGAGCACUGGGAACACAAAGAAAGCCCCAGACGGUGGAUGGGGUUGGACCAUUGUGAUGGCCUCUUUCAUGGGCCAGCUCCUGGCCUAUGGCUCGCCCCAGUCUGUGGGUGUGCUUUACCCCGAGUGGCUCAACACCUUCCAGGACAGCAAAGGCAUGACAGCAUGGGUUGGCUCUCUUGUGUCUGGAGUUGGACUCAUUGCUAGUCCCAUUUGCAGUGCCUGUGUUGUGAACUUUGGGGCCAGACCUGUGACCAUCUUCAGCGGGGUUAUGGUCUCUGGUGGGCUUAUGCUUAGUGCUUUUGCACCCAAUGUUCAGUUUCUCAUAUUCUCCUAUGGGAUAGUUGUUGGACUGGGCUGUGGACUUGUAUAUGCUGCUACUGUAACCAUCACCUGUCAGUAUUUCGACAAGAGACGUGGUCUUGCUCUUGGCAUUGUUACAACAGGUACAAGUAUUGGAGGUUUUCUUUACGCCACUGCACAGAAUGAGUUCAUUGCACUCUUUGGACUUGACGGCUGCCUUUUGCUUAUUGGUUGUUUUGCACUAAACAUCAUCCCGUGUGCUGGACUCAUGAGACCGUUGAAUCUUCCUUCCUACUACCUCAAACAGAGAGCAGCACUGGCCGAGAAGGCAGAGGAAAAGGUCCUUGAAAAGGCCCCUGUUGUGGAGGACCCCAUCAAGAAAAAUCAGUCCGUCACCAACGUGCUGAUCACAGGAGAAACAAAAAAGUCUCCAGCUUAUGAGAAGAGACUCCAUGUAGUGUUGAUGCAGUUCUUGAAGAAGAAACAGAAAGUGUAUUCUGAAUAUUUGCACUCGACAGGAGAACUGCUGAAAAACAGGGUCUUCUCGGCUAUGUGCUUGUCUUUGUUUUUCUACUGUCUGGGAGCGUAUACACCGCUUCUCUUCCUGGAGGAUCUAGCCCAAAGUGAGGGUUUGAUCGAUGGUAUCAGCACCAUCCCUCUGGUCUCAAUCAUGUCCAUUGCGGCUGGAGUGGGGAAGCUUCUGCUGGGCAUCAUGAUGGACAUCCGCUGGAUGAACAGCAUCUUUCUCUACGCCUUCACUCUGCUGGGAACUGGGGUGGCUCUUCUCAUGAUCCCUGUCACCAAGAACUAUGCUGGACUACAGGUCAUCUCAGCAGUGCUGGGAUUUUUUUCCGGUAACUGGUCUGUCGUACCAUACAUGACCACUAAGGUUAUAGGAAUGGAUCGUCUGACAGAGGCAUAUGGGAUAUUGAUGUUCUUCUGUGGAUUUAGUAUAAUGCUUGGACCACCAAUCGCAGGCUGGAUUUAUGACUGGAUGCACUCUUAUGACCUGGCUUUCUACUUCAGUGGAAGCUUUGUGCUGCUGGGAGGAGCUUGUCUUUUCCUGUCCGCUUUGUCUUGCUGGAACAAGAACCAGGAAGAACCCAACACACCAGUUGAAGAAUACACUGAUGAAUUUGAUGCAGUGGCUACUGUGGCCUGAACACAAGACAUACUGCUUUAUAUGUUGACAAAUUAUUGUGUCACACUCUGUAAUUACAUAAAAAGCACAUGUUUGCCUAUAUUAUUAUUUGUAUUAUGGGCUUUUUGCCUUGAUUCAGACAGGAUAGUGAAGAGAUGACAAGAAAUGAUGAGGGGUAUUGAGAAAUAACCCAAGAACUACCAUGCGACACGGCAGAGAAUGUGCAGUGCACUACUCUCUGACGGACACGUAAGUGUACUUUUACAGAGCAUGUUACACUGAAGAAUACUAGCAAAUAAUAUAAGGAUUGUCCACUGCCUUGUUUUAAGAGGCCUCUGCAUACAAACUUAGCUAGAUUUCUUAUACAGAUUUGCUUUAUGUUUACUGUAAAGACACUCUUGUUUUCUCUUAAAUAAUAUAUGGAAAGUGUGUCCAUUGAUAAAUAGUGUUGUUAAAUCUUCAGUACCACGUGUCGCCAAUUUAAGGCCAUGUCUUCACAAACACAUUUUCGUUUGAUUUUACACCUAUUAUCCAUACUGGUACAGCAUUUUUCUCCAGCAAAUAUGAACACCCUGUCUACACCAUGUGAGUCCAUUGACGCAAUGCAACGGCUUGUGGUUGUCUACACUGGACGCAUCGACACGGACAUUCUAAACCGUUCAUUUGUGUUGUUGGAAGCAGUAGCGGCAGUUAAAAAUGGCAUGGGACACCUGUUUACUGUCGGCACACUACGACAUGCUGCAAUGGAUGCUUCCAGUGAAGACAGCAUCAUUGAUUAUAAUGGGUUCUUUUGCUUUUGACAACACUUGUGUCUGGUGUAGACAGGGUGUAAGACUUUCGAAAAAGCAUUCCAUAACCGUAUACUUUGGAAAACAAUUACAAAUGAAAAUGGAUUUGUGUGGAUGUGGCCUCAGAAAAGAAAUCUUUUCAAACAUCUUAAGUUUGAGAAAUGGUUGUUUUACAUUUUUGUAAAGACGUGCAACACUACACUACACUGCCACCAAAUGUAAUCUUUUUUAUCUUUUAAUAAUUUCACAACCUGAAAAUAAUUUUGCAAUAUUUGGGCAGGUGAUAUGUCUGGUGUUGUUGUUGAUGUAUUUAUCUUUUGUUUUUGUAAAAUGCUGUACCUGAUGGGUAAAAUAGUUUUACUUGUUUGUACGGGUCAGGCAAGUACAGUUGUAGACUUAUUGUGCUUUUGUUAAGUUGGACAUACUGUAUUUUUUUGCCUUGUUAUGAAAGAAAUCAGUUGUAGGGCAAACAGUGUAAAGUGAAAGAUUUGAUAAAGUUGUUUUUUCUCCUUGACAGGCAGUAAAUAGUAAACUUAAAACAACAUGCGAUUAAAGAAAUAUGUAUUUGUGAAAAAUUGAUUAUUUGUAAACUGUUUGAAAUACCAGUUUAUUGACAAUUUUUUACACACUUUGUGUAAGAUUGUGUAUGCUUGUAUUUGUACUGCUUUCUGGGUUUUUUUUCAUAGUUAAAUGAACCGUGACAAGAUAUUUUUACUUGAAAUAUGUUUUUAAGAUAUUAAUAUUCUACAGCGUAGGAAGGAUUUGAAAGGUGAGGUGGGACUAGGGUUGCCACCCGUCCCAUAAAAAUACGUGAUUUUCACGUAUUUAAAGAUAAAAUUAUGCGUCCCGUAUUUAAGCUGGUCAUAUGGCAUCAUUGUGAAAUCGUUCCAGAUCGCUAAUUUAACAUUAUAUAUCACAGCAAAGAUUGCAAAAGAAGUGCUGCAUAGGGUGUAAAAUCUCGGUGCUCUUUGGUUGCUUGGGAUAAUUAAGCUAAAAACAAAUUAAUCCAAGGCACUCGAUUUGUGUAGAAAAAAAGGUCACAGUAUGCAAGGCAAACCAUUGGUUUCCAGGCUUAAAUGGUUGCCUUGCAUACUGUGACCAGGUGUUUGCUAUUUGAUUAAUUAACUGCUACUUAAAAAUGUACCUGUGACUUCGUCUGUUACACACACCCUGACGAAGGCUUUAGCCGCAACGCGUAGGUGUAUCUGUCACCAAUUUUAUUGAUAAAGCCAUGAUUUAAUAAAGGCUUUUUAACUUUUUUUCUACACAAAUCGAGUGCCUUGGAUUAAUUUGUUUUUAACAUUAUAUAUGUUGAAAAAUGUUCCUAUGGUGGUAAAGGACUGUCAGAAACGUCCACAAAUGGUGCUAAAACGGUGGAUAUUUAAAAAAUAUAAAUGUUCAUUAAGAUCAAACAAUGUAUGAAUACAAUCACUGAGUCAUAAAGACAAGUACAGGUGAAGGAAGAAAACUGUGGAGGAUGUUGUUAGCUCCCCACCCCCACAUUUAAGUGUCCCUUAUUAUAAAAUGUCAAAAGUGGCAACCCUAGGUGGGACACAUGCAGCCAUGGGUCUUGUGGAAGUUAAAACAAAGGAAGUGUAACUAUGACCUAAAAAUGUAACUAUAAUAGUUGCUACAUCCCUAAAAACAUGUCCUUCAAUGCAAACAUUUUGGUUAUGGCACCUUUAGGUCUAGUUGACCUUUGAACCUGUAAUUUAUGUUUUCAUAUUUUGUUGUUUUAAUUUUUUAUGUGCUUUUGAUUAUUAAAGUAUUGACAAAGAAAAGAUUAUUUGCUUAUUUCAUAAUCUUUUUUUUUUUUUCAACAAAAACCUUGCCAUGACCUAUGUCAUGUACAGCGCAAACAAAUCCAGACCUGUUCGACAAUCAUGAUGUGAGGUGGCCAUGUGUUCUCCAUG
Messenger RNA from Xyrauchen texanus (razorback sucker), 4344 nucleotides. RefSeq names its product solute carrier family 16 member 9b (gene slc16a9b). Gene Ontology annotation, biological process: transmembrane transport; monocarboxylic acid transport. Gene Ontology annotation, molecular function: monocarboxylic acid transmembrane transporter activity. NCBI's taxonomy places the organism in Eukaryota, Metazoa, Chordata, Actinopteri, Cypriniformes, Catostomidae. The transcript is spliced from 6 exons. Bases 201 to 1664 code for a protein of 487 amino acids. The record is from RefSeq and is a predicted model, not a curated record.